GUCCGAGCCCAGAGCUCCCUCCACUCCCCUCCCACGCAAACAGACCGUCUCCGGCAUUGCCCGCCGCCCAUGCCGCCGCCGCUGCCGCCUCCUCCUCCUCCUCACCUUCUUCUUCCCAGGACCCUCCACCUUCCACCGCUUCGCACUACGCUCAACUCGACUCGCACUCGCAACUCUUGCAUUCCCACAAUACUCAUCACCAACCUCACUCCAACUCGCACUCCUCCUCUUACUCCCACAAUCAUGACUCGCAUCCCUCGCAUCAGAAUCACUUGAAUCACAAUUCCGAUCAUCAAAAGCGCACACCAUCCAAUGUCUGGAUGUCAUCCUCUCACUCUCACUCUCACUCUCUUCCUCACAACGACAUAGGCGACCCAUCCUCGCCUUUAAACAACAUGCGUCACGCAGCUGCAGGUCUCGGCACUGCAAACAUUGGUCUCGGACCCGUCCUCCUCGAUUUUAAAGACUGGGUAAAGGCGGGCCAGUCCAGUCGAGACGCUGCCAGCACUGUUGUCGCUAGUGGGAGUGGGAACAGGCGCGAGUCCCACGUCCACUCGGACCCCCAGCCCCACCGCCAUCAUCAGCAUCAUCGUCACAACCACGAUGCUCACGAACCUACACAGCCCCAACCUCGCAACUCUUACGGCUCUGCCUUCUCCAGCAGCAAUCGCUCUGCAGAAGCAGACUACAGCGGUACAAGUGUGCGAGAGUCUUACUCGUCAUAUGGCGGGGGGUCAUCCGAGUACACACCUUCAUCACCUCACGCGCCCUAUCGCUCAUCACCCAUUCCCAGGUCCAUCCCCACCCAUUCUCUACCUUCCUCCAACUCGAGAGCAUCAAUCUCCUCGCUGAGCAUAGACUCGUCGCACAGCCCCAAGAUCCUCGGUCGAGCCGCGUCGCGUCUUUCCGAUCGUCCACUGCAGUCCGCAGACACUCCCCUUAGGACGACCGCCGGGACGACACCAAGGAACACGUCCUAUGAGUUCCAGCGCGAGAUGAGCCGCCUCAGCUUGCAAAGCAGCGGGCAUGCGUCACGCAGCUCGCACCAUCCCAAUCACCACCAGUCGCCGCUCGGCUCGCCUGCGCUCCUGUCAGAAGCUGAGUCACCCCUGGCAGCUGACCGCGCACAUCGCCAGUCGGUUCCGGCGCAAAGCCCUCUGGAACGGCGGUUCUCUCGUCGGCUCAUGUCCCGCCACGACAGCCAGAGUAGCAAUCUGGUGGCAAGCGAACGUGACGAGGAAGAACCCAUCGAAGAAAUCAGUCCGGCGCGCGAAUCGCUUGAUGAGCGAAUACGCGAAGCAGAGGAGCGAUUGAGCCGCAGGUCGUCGCUACGCGAGUCUCCCCAGAGGCCGGUGUCUACCCCAUACCGCAACAGGUUCAAUACGACCUCGGCCGGGUUGCGCGACACCGUGUCGCCACCGCUUUCCAACGGCCAUGGUACUCCACAAGACCAGGCUGGCGGCAGCGCAUUGCAAAAUGGCUCAUCCACCCGGUCCGCACGAAUGCGACCUUCGAUCCCAGCAGAGUUUCAGCAGAAUGGCCGCCUGCACCAGUACACCCCUUCCCCCGCUGACAGCCGCUUCAGCGGCCUUGUAGACAUUGGGUCUCCGAGGUCCCCCCUUUUCCACCAACAGGAAGAGCGAGAGGAAAUAGUGUCUCCGCGCCGCGCGACCAUGGCCGCUUAUAACCGCCCACAGACCUCGCUCGAACACCGGGAUGGUCCUAACCCCUUCAACCCUCACCGGAGUCGGAUGUCGACCUCACGGACAUUCUCGCGCGAUCUCGACGCCCAGCCCCUGACACCCGGCGGUCGUCGCGACCUGCCGACUCGCGCGCGUCCUGAAAGCGUAUUAGAGACGUCUGCAGACCACCAAAGGUACCACACGCACGGCCACGGCCUUGGCGCAUCUCGCCGACUGAGCCAGUAUGGUGACGGAGGGGAGCGCUCCCAGCGGCUUAGCGCUCUGCUUAGCAGCGACAGAGACUAUAACACACGCCAUUCUCGGGACCUUGGCGCGCAAUUUGGUCAGCGACGUGAUUCCCUUUAUUCCCGUGACUCGGUGCACUCCCCGCGCGAUAGCCUGUACUCGCAGCGGGACUCGCCGCGCGACUCUUUGUCGUUGUCGAAGCGUCAUUCCGUGUCGCAGCGCGACUCCUUAUCAGGGCAGCGAGACUCGUACUACUCACAACGCGGCUCGCGCGACCUUACGCGGGAGUCACUGCGGUUGGGAGACUUCGGGCCGCGGCCACACACUCGUCAAGAGUCACGCGAGGUCCGCAGCAUGGGUAACCGACAGUCAAUGGACUUCCCACGUGAGUCGCGUGAUGGUUCUCACCGCGCGCCACUUGCACCGAGCGACUCGGUAUCUGCUGUUGGCUCGCACGGUGAGAGCAGCGCGCCUCGCGUCGAGAGUCGCGCCUCGGUUGAAACACCCCGGCGUGACCCUCUCGAAAUCAUACGUAGGCUCGAGGAGACUCGAUCAAAAUCAAAUCGGCAAUGGGAGGAGGACCGCUCGGCGUCAGCGAUGGGCAAGUACGGGGAGCGCGAAAUGUUGGCACGUGUCCCGUCCCGUCUCGACGAUGCGCCGCAGUCUGCGCGCCCGGGGUCGAGAAUGAGCGCGUCGCGCUUAGGACCUCGCCCUGCGUCUUCCAUGUCCUCCGUGCGUGAUUCGAAUCAUAGCGGGCCCACUGCGCCGCGCACGGCGCCGAACCUCCGUCGACGCUUGGAUUCUGGGAACUCUUCCAAUCUCGACAGCCCGCUGGCGGGCAGGACUAGCCGCGCAUCGGGGUCUAUGACUGGCCCCAGCAGCGAGCCUCGCGUCGUGCGCCGCAGCAUGACCAGUCAAGGCGGACGGAUAUCUGCAGGUGGCCGUUCAGGCGCCAGCAGCGAUCAAGCAUCAACGGACCAUGGCCGCAACCUUGUUGAUGCUGCGCGCGUACUCGAGCAACGUGGCGAGAUCCCCGCAGAGGUUAUCACCAAAUUGUCGGCGGCCGCAGCUUUGGCGGAGAGAGCGAAUGGUGGUGUGCGCGCGGCAAACCAGAUGGCUACGGAACUCGCGCUUGAGAUUGAGCUAGAUGAGCCCGAUCACAUUGAAAGCGUGCGCAAACGGUUCCCUCGUUUGGCUGUGACACUCAAGGAGGCGAGUCGCGCUUCGGACCAAGCAGUGCGCGAUCUCACCCAGGCACUGCUUGCCGCGCGGGGAUCGUCGUCGGCCUCCAAUACUCCAGCCCGACCUGGUUCCAAGAUGGAGCGACCUCGUGCACAGGCCGAGGCAACCCAUCGCCGUGCGAUGACACUUGACUCGCCUGGUCCAGCCGCGCAGACCCGUCACAGCCCGUCAAUGUCGCACUCUGCUAUCAUGUCCUCGCCACUCAUGCAGAGCAGCAAGCCGUACCAGCCCUCGGAUCGGUCUGAGCCAUGGACUCCGCAGACAUCUCUAAGCAGGCUUGACCCCCCGCUGUCGAGUACAUCGUCGCGCUUCGAGACACACCACCUGGACCCGAUCGAGCAGAGCCCGCCUCGUCCAGCUCGUGAGCAUGGCUCGCAGCACAGCUCGCCCGCCGUUGGGCUGGGCAUCUCGACGCCGUCUGCGGCUUGGGAGGACCGCCCGCCGACUCCGGAGCGCCCGGCGCCGCCCGUGCUCCGCAAGCAGGCGAGCACACUGAGCACGCACACGGUGCGUGGCAACUCGUUCCUGCCGUCGCACCCUCCCGAGCCUACCACGGCGCUCAGCAACUUGCCAGCUUACAGCACUUUGGUGCCGCAGCUUCCUGAACACCCGGAGGCUGAUGGCGCCGACGAGCCAACACAGGAUAAGCAGGAGCGGCCGAGCUUGCGGCUCAAGGAGCUGCCGCAGCGCGAAAGCGUGUCGAGCAUUACGAGCGUCUACUCGAACCCGGAGGAUGUGAACUGGGGCAGCGGCAGCGACAUUGCGCGCAUGGGCACGUUUGGGGCUGCGCAGGGUGCGCAGAUCCGUGCCAGCGUGAGCGAGCGUUUCCGGAAGCAUCUGAACGGGGAGUGACGGGUGUUGUUAGAAUCAUCGGUUGAUCAUCUACAAGCAUAGCAUAGCGUGUCAUUGUCCAUGCAUGGUGUGUACCUCGGAA
Messenger RNA from Cutaneotrichosporon oleaginosum, 4104 nucleotides. Lineage: Eukaryota; Fungi; Basidiomycota; Tremellomycetes; Trichosporonales; Trichosporonaceae. The record is from RefSeq and is a predicted model, not a curated record.